AAAGCCUUAGCGGCGUAGGGAUACAACGGAGCUACGCGUCGCUAGCAGGUGCACCACGUAGGGAAAUCACAAAUAAAAGACGAAUAAUGGCUUUCCGUUUGUUGUAUUGUCGUUACCAGUGAAAGAAGACACUUUCGGCACUCUCUGCAACCUUGUGCUUUCGUGAGAAUAAUGCCACGAACGUGUGCUUUCUGUUGACGUCUUUUCCUCAGAGUGACUGCAGCCUUUGCAUAUAGAAGUCAUUGACGCUACUACACAACACCAUGUCAGGUACCUACACACCAGCCCCUGGUGGGCCAUUCUCUGCUCUGACUCCUAGCAUGUGGCCCCAGGACAUUUUGGCCAAAUACCAUCAAAAAGACUCCCCAGAACAGUCUGAACUCCAUUAUGAUGAGUUUGGUUUCAGGAUGGACACUGAAGAUGGUGAGGAACCAAAGUCCUGGUUGGGCACUGAAGGCUCACCUCAGCGUGAAGAUCCCCAGCAGCGACUGCGCUGGCAAGCCCACCUAGAGUUCACCCACAACCACACUGUGGGUGACCUGACUUGGGAGUUAAUUGCCCCUGUCCUUCCACGCUCUGAGCGCCUGCGUUCUCUGGUGCUGGGGGGGAUUCCUCACAGCAUGAGGCCACAGCUUUGGAUGCGGCUGUCUGGAGCAUUGCAGAAGAAGAGGACCUCUGAGAUCUCUUACAGAGAAAUCAUCAAGAACAGCUCUAAUGAUGACACGACCACAGCUAAGCAGAUAGAGAAGGACCUGUUACGGACGAUGCCUACGAAUGCAUGUUUUAGCAGUUUGACCAGUGUUGGAGUGCCGAGGCUGAGACGGGUACUGAGGGGCCUCGCCUGGCUCUACCCAGACAUCGGGUACUGUCAGGGCACUGGCAUGGUGGUUUCUUGUUUGCUGCUCUUUCUUGAGGAGGAAGACGUAUUAUGGAUGAUGUGUGCUCUGAUCGAAGACCUCCUCCCUCCAUCCUACUUCUCCUCUACACUACUGGGUGUCCAAACAGACCAAAGGGUUCUCCGGCAGCUAAUUAUACAGUAUCUACCAGCCCUUGACCGCCUUCUACAGGAGCAUGACAUAGAGUUGUCGCUGAUCACGCUGCACUGGUUCCUGACAUCGUUUGCCAGUGUGGUGGACAUCCGUCUGCUGCUUAGAAUAUGGGACCUGCUCUUUUAUCAGGGUUCAUUGGUACUCUUUCAGAUCACACUGGGCAUGCUCAAGAUCAAGGAGGAGGAGCUCGUAUCAUCAGAGAACUCGGCGUCCAUUUUUAAUACGCUGUCAGACCUGCCAAGCCAGCUAAAAGAUGGGCCUGCCCUUCUUGGAGAGUCAAUGAGGCUAGCAGGGACACUGUCACAGGAAACUCUGGAUGCCCACCGACACAAACACCUAGCCUACAUCCUAAAUGAACAGGCUCAGCUCAAUAAUGGAAACAACACAACGCUUAACACCAAUCUCAACAAGGUGGUGAGGAGACAGUCUCUCCGCAGGAAGUCCACGCUGAGCUCACUGCUCUUUGGGGAGGAUGAGGCAGAAGCCCUGAAGUCUAAGAACAUCAAGCAGACAGAGCUGGUAGCUGCUCUGCGAGAGGCCAUAGCCCGCACUGCAGAGCAUUUCCACUGUUUGGACCCACGACACUCUAGCACAGACCUGACUCCUGACUACUCCAUGGAGAGCCACCAACGAGAUCAUGAAAACUUUCUUGUGGUGUCUCGCAACCGACGGAGACGUGCAAAGGCUCUGCUGGACUUUGAGCGACACGAUGAUGAUGAGCUAGGCUUCAGGAAAAAUGACAUAAUUACUAUUAUCUCACAGAAGGAUGAACACUGUUGGGUUGGUGAGCUCAAUGGCCUCAGAGGCUGGUUUCCAGCAAAGUUUGUGGAAAUCCUGGAUGAAAGAAGCAAGGAGUACUCAUUAGCAGGUGAUGACUCUGUAACGGAGGCUGUGACCGAUCUGGCCAGGGGGACUCUGUGCCCGGCCCUGAAGGCCAUCUUUCAGCAUGGCCUAAAGAAACCAUCAAUACUGGGAGGACCCUGCCAUCCUUGGUUAUUCAUAGAGGAGGCGGCUAGUAGAGAAGUGGAGCGGGACUUCAACUCUGUCUACUCCAGAUUGGUGCUUUGUAAAACCUACAGGUUAGAUGAAGAUGGGAAAGUUCUAACACCAGAGGAGCUGCUGUACAGAGCGGUGCAGUCAGUCAACAUGAGUCACGACACAGCACACGCCCAAAUGGAUGUCAAGUUUAGGUCUCUUGUCUGCGUUGGCCUUAAUGAGCAGGUGCUGCACCUGUGGUUGGAGGUGUUGUGCUCCAGUAUGGCAGCUGUAGAGAAAUGGUAUCACCCCUGGUCCUUCCUUCGUAGUCCAGGAUGGGUACAGAUCAAGUGUGAGCUCAGGGUCUUAUCAAAGUUUGCCUUCAGUCUCUCCCAAGAUUGUGAACUACCCGACAAGAAAGAGAAAUCAACUAUUCUGAAAGCAGACGUUAUGGAUGUGCUGGUUCAGCAUCACCUCUUUAGUUGGGAUCUCUAGGAGAAGGAGCAGAGGCCGCUAAAAGAGGGAGUGCAGGAUAUGUUGGUCAAACAUCACCUUUUCAGCUGGGACAUUGAUGGUUAGACACAGCCAAACCUGGUGAAUCCCACCCCGUCCUGCGUGUCUGUGCAUAUUUGAUGUCUUUUAUCUGUUUCUUACAGAUUGUAAACUUAAAUCAGGCACCACUGUCUGAUACUGUUAGUGAAUAUUUGUACUAUCUGAACCUUUCCCAGCUUCGGACAAAGGUAACACCCAAACAAUGAUGGCUGUCAAACUCUGAUGUCAUCAGAAAGGUCAACUGGGUUAUUUGAGACGAAGAAUCAAUGCAUUAACCUACAAACUUUAAAGUUUAUUUUUAUGCAGCCCCAGUGAAUGAGGUUCCACUACAUGGUUAAAACUAUUAUAUAGAGUUAUAUAAGAAAACACUCCUGUGUUACAGACUAGUCUGUACCUACUGGAAUGGAGUAUUUAUAUAGUACUCGUUGCACUGGCCAGUCAGCUUUUUGUAGCUGUGUGUUUUGUGUAGGUUGAAGACACACAGUGCAUUGUACUGCACUGUUUCUAAAGACUCUGGGUCUAAAACUGUAUCAGGUUAUCCUGAUGACAAACACUACACCUGUCAGUUAUUAUGACCAAAUGGAACAUUCCUAAACAUGGAGCUGUAAAGUUACAAGUUAUUUUUUGGGAGUAAUGCUACACUAAGAAUUCCACAAAGUAGUUAAUGAUGAAAUACAAAUGUUGUACAUGCCAAGAAAAGCCUUCUCAAAUUGUGAUACAAGACUAUCUGUAUGUGUGCUACCAUGACAAUGGUAGAAAACCAUAUGCACUUGACAACCUGAUGUAAAUGAAGCAGACUAGUUUGUGUUACAAUCCACAGUAAAUAAAUGUUGCAUACAUAUA
Molecule: messenger RNA, 3419 nt
Organism: Sphaeramia orbicularis (orbiculate cardinalfish)
Lineage: Eukaryota; Metazoa; Chordata; Actinopteri; Kurtiformes; Apogonidae
Gene: sgsm3
Product: small G protein signaling modulator 3
Exons: 22
Coding region: 264-2519 (751 amino acids)
Biological process (GO): regulation of GTPase activity
Molecular function (GO): GTPase activator activity; small GTPase binding
Source: RefSeq, a predicted model, not a curated record